GAGCUGCAGAGGACAGAUCAGUGCAAAUCGUCCUGCACAGACCAACUCAGCUGCAAGCAGAAAUCUCGUUUCUCUCUUUUAAUUCUCCAAAUCCAUUUUUCUUCCUUUUUUGAUGGCUUCACCUGUGAAUAGUUUGAGGCAUCUCCUCCUGCUCACCUACUGUUUUGCUCUCUCAGAGACACAGUUUCUCGGUUUAAAUUUCUGGUCUGCUCCAACCGGGAAGCUAAAAACCACCCCCUCAGCCGAGAGCACUGCACCUGUCCUGCAGACCACAGAGCCACCUGGCACUUCUGCAAGUCCUGCAAGCGAGGCACCUCGAACCACCCCAGCGACACUGCUACCAGCGAAAUCCCCGGAUCCAUUUCCUCCCCGGGAGUCAGAGGCCGAUGAAGGCGGCACCCUACCCCCCACGACAGCCCCCUCUCCCAAGCCGGAAGAAAGACAGGAAAACAUUGCCGGCGUGGGUGCUCAGAUCCUAAACGUGGCUCAGGGCAUCCGGAGUUUCUUGAAACUGUGGGAUGAGAAGACCACAGCCGGCCCAGCUCCGGUCACCCCCACGCUGUCCUCUGCUCCCGGGACGGAACCGGAACCCCAGGCUAUUCAGAAUGGGACGGCUGCUCCAGCGGAUGAUGCGGAAAGCCCAGUGGACGUGGGUUGGACAGAGGCCCAAGCCCCGUCCAGGGCGACUCCAUCUCCUCUGGAGCAGAACGGGACAGGCGUGCUCUUAACGAAGCCUUCCGCUCCUCCCCCAGAGAAUUUCAGCAACGAAGUUGGGCUUCUGCAGCUUAUCGGAGAACCACCCCCAAAACAGAUAACGCAAGUGUACGAUGCUGACACGGGCCUCGGCUACGUCUUCGGGCCAGAUGCCAACGCCGGCCAGGUGGCCCGCUACUAUGUCCCCAAUCCCUUCUACAAAGACUUCUCGCUCAUCUUCCACGUUAAGCCCACCACAGACGGGCCCGGAAUGCUGUUUGCCAUCACCGACGCCACGCAGUCGCUCAUAUUUGUGGGCGUGAAACUCUCCAAGGCGACUGAUGGGAAGCAGCAGGUCAUUUUUUAUUACACAGAACCAGGCACGGAAAGGUCGGUGGUGGCGGCCAGCUUCAGAUGGCCGUUGCUGGCCAGAAAGUGGAACCGCUUCGCUGUUGGCGUGGAGGACGAGGAGGCGGUCCUGUACGUUAACUGCCACGAGGUUGAGAGGGUUCACUUUGAGCGGUCGCCGGAUGACUUGAUCCUAGAAGCUGGAUCCGGGCUUUUUGUCGCUCAUGCCGGAGGGGCCGACCCAGACAAAUUCCAGGGGGUGAUUGCAGAAUUGAAGGUGAGAGGGGAUCCCCAGGUGACAAGUCUUCAAUGUGUAGAUGAUGACGAUGAUGAUGACAGUGAUGGGCCAUCUGGAGACUUCGGAAGUGGACUGGAAGAACAUCCGCGGAGAGAUCCGGCAUCUCCCUUGCCCCCCGACCUGCCGGAAGCUCCCCCAGUCACUUCGCCACCCCUCGCUGGAACAACUGUACAAGAAGAAGAUGAAAGUGAAGCUGAUCCCCAACCAGGACAAUUAGAGGAGGAGGAAGGCAAUUUAGUUUCAUCUGGAGCCCAGAGCCAUCCAAAAGGGGAUAAGGAGAAGAAAGAGGAACAUGGUCCAGAAGGCUCCAAAGGGGACUUGGAGGAGAUUGAAAAAUUGAAGGAAAAUGUAGGAUUUGGACAUGCAAGCACGAAGGGGCAGAAAGGUGAGCCUGGGGCCCGGGGUGAGCCUGGCCCUGUGGGACCCCAAGGACCUGCCGGCUCUGUUCUUCAAGGCCCAGGCGACCCCACCGUGGAGCAAGUUUCGGGGCCACAAGGACCUCCAGGGCCACCUGGCUCUCCAGGGAAUGAUGGCUCCCCAGGAAAAGAUGGUGAACCCGGCGUUCCUGGUGAAGAUGGCAAACCAGGUGAUAUUGGGCCUCAAGGUUUCCCUGGAACACCUGGAGAUAUUGGUCCUAAGGGAGAUAAGGGGGAUCCUGGUGUUGGGCCUAGAGGUCCCCCCGGACCCCCCGGUCCACCUGGACCACCUGGAUCUUCCUCGAAAACUGACAAGCUGACUUUUAUUGAUAUGGAAGGAUCCGGAUUUGGAGGCGAUUUGGAAAGUUUGCGGGGCCCAAGAGGUUUUCCCGGCCCCCCAGGACCUCCUGGAGUGCCUGGAUUACCAGGCGAGCCGGGGAGAUUUGGUACCAACGGAACAGAUGCUCCAGGCCCCCCUGGCCUUCCUGGUUUGCCAGGCCGAGAUGGGACCCCUGGACCACAAGGACCCCCAGGUCCUCCAGGGCCACCAGGAAAAGUUGGAAACCAAGGAGAGAUGGGGCUAAAAGGAGAGAAUGGUGUCAUAGGCCUCCCUGGAGCUCCUGGACUCAAGGGUAGCAAGGGAGAAGAUGGUCCCAUUGGAAAACCAGGAGAAGCGGGUGUGGAUGGUCAGCCUGGACCCAUAGGACCCCCAGGGCAGCCUGGCCCGCCUGGCCCACCCGGCCCACCGGGUCCCGGCUUCGGAGCUGGAUUUGAUGACAUGGAAGGCUCUGGGAUUCCAUUUCUGACUGGUACUUCGGGCCCUCGAGGGCUUGAAGGGCCUCAGGGCCCACCUGGACUGCCUGGACUCAAGGGUGACGAUGGAAUUCCUGGAAUAGCUGGCCCACCUGGAGCGAAGGGAGAUCAUGGAGCCCCAGGCUUGCCUGGCCAACCCGGGAUGGAGGGUCCUCAAGGGCCUCAGGGCCCAAAAGGUGACAGAGGAUCCCCAGGAGAAAAAGGCGAACCAGGGAAGGAUGGAGUGGGCCAUCCUGGUUUACCCGGACCACCAGGACCACCUGGACAGAUCGUCCAUGUAUCACCUGAAUAUGGUUCAAUUGGACCAAAGGGAGACUUAGGAUCGAAAGGCUAUUGGGGUACUCCAGGACCAAAGGGUGAGAAAGGAGAGCCAGGAACGGUUGUUGGUUCUGACGGCAUGGUCUUAGCACCUGGACAGAAAGGAAACAAGGGUGACCCAGGCUUCAGGGGACCCCCUGGUCCUUACGGACGACCUGGGCACAAGGGUGAAAUCGGCUUCCCAGGGCGACCUGGUCGUCCUGGGAUGAAUGGGCUGAAGGGCGAGAAAGGUGAACCAGCAGAUGUCAGUGGAGGAUUUGGCUUCAGGGGUCUGCCUGGUCCUCCUGGCCCCCCAGGUCCCCCCGGCCCCCCUGGUGCUUCAGUUCCUCUCUAUGACAGUAAUGCAUUUGGUGACACUGGGCCUCCUGGGCCUCCAGGAUUACCCGGUUUUCAGGGUACCCCUGGACAGAAAGGUGAAAAAGGAGAUAUCGGUCCUGUAGGGCCCCCAGGACCAUUCCCAUAUGAUUUCAGCCAGUUUGGGACCAGUGUUAAGGGUGAAAAGGGAGCACGAGGAGACGCUGGGCAGAAAGGUGAACGGGGUGAACCUGGAAGUGGUGGAUUCUUUGGAUCAAGUGCCUCCGGCCCCCCUGGCCCUCCUGGCCCUCAGGGGUAUCCUGGAAUUCCGGGUCCUAAGGGAGAUAGUGUAAGAGGCCAACCUGGCCCCCCUGGAGCUCAAGGACCCCCUGGCAUUGGAUAUGCAGGGCGACAGGGACCUCCAGGCCCUCCCGGGCCCCCUGGACCACCCUCCUUUCCGGGACCACAUAGGCAAACUAUAACUGUUCCCGGACCUCCAGGCCCCCCGGGUCCCCCCGGCCCCCCAGGAACCACAGGACCAUCAGCAGGGCUGAGAAUUUUGUCAACAUACCAAGCCAUGCUAAACAAAGCCCAUGAGCUGCCAGAAGGGUGGGUUAUCUUUGUGGCGGACAGAGGCGAACUUUAUGUCCGGGUCCGGAAUGGAUUCAGGAAAAUCAUGCUUGAGGCUCAGAUUCCACUCCCACAGGGAUCGGAGAACGAAGUGGCGGUGGUGCAGCCCCCCGUGGUUCAGUACCCCCAGUCAGGCUCUCAGUUUAAUGACGGCAACAACCCUUACCCCCGCCGAGAACAGCCUUACUCCACCGCCAAGCCCUGGAGGGCUGACGAUAUCCUGCCUGGCUACCCCCGCUACCCGGAUCAGUCCAACAGUCAUCAGACUUACCAUGGGGCCCAGCAUCACCAGGAGCACCAACACAGCCUCUACCCAAACCUACGGCCUGAAUACCUCACCCCAUCCCCAGUUCACACCCAUCACGACUUCCAGCCUGCUCUCCACCUGAUUGCGCUGAACACCCCGCUGAGCGGCGGCAUGCGUGGCAUCCGGGGCGCCGACUUCCAGUGCUUCCAGCAGGCCAGGGAAGUGGGCCUGACUGGCACCUUCCGAGCUUUCCUAUCAUCCAGACUUCAGGACCUCUACAGCAUCGUCCGGCGAGCAGACAGGAACGGGGUGCCGAUCGUCAACCUCAGGGAUGAACUUUUGUUUAACAACUGGGAGGCCCUUUUCUCUGGCUCAGAAGGCCAGCUGAAGCCUGGCUCUCGCAUCUUCUCAUUCGAUGGUAAAGACGUCCUGAGGCACUCUUCCUGGCCACAGAAGAGCGUGUGGCACGGCUCCGACUCCAAGGGCCGACGGCUGACCGAAAACUACUGUGAGACCUGGCGGACGGACGAGGCCGUGGUGACGGGCCAGGCCUCCUCCCUGAUGUCCGGCAAGCUGCUCGAGCAGAAGCCCAUGAGCUGCAGGAACGCUUUCGUCGUCCUUUGUAUCGAGAACAGCUUCAUGACCUCCUUGUCCAAGAAAUAGAGGCCCGGACCGCAAACAAUGGAUGGACAGGAGGAGGGCGAGGGGGAGCGGGCGGAGAGACCCCCGCCUCUCCCCCCCACCCAACCGCCGCAGGACAAGGCCGGCCGGGCUCCCAAGGCGGGCAGUGUUACCAGACAGAGUAACCUAGCCAUUGGGUUUACUUGUACAGCUCAUACGUUCAUGUAAUCAAUCAAGAAAUAAAAGAAGCCAAAGAGUGUAUUUUUAAAAAUGUUUAAAACAAAACAGCCUGAUGCUGAGACUGUUUCUCCCUUCUCUUCCUCUACCCAACUCACCUGAGGCCCAUAUUCCUCCAUGACCCCACCCAAAAGUCAUUUAAAAUGGCUCCUGAAGCCUAAGCUGAAGGGAAUCUGGACCCGAGGCAUUUGGUUGGCCUUGUGUCCCUGAUCCUCUUCACCUAACCCAGAUGGUGCACGCCCCUUCUUCUCUACACUGAGCAUUUUAAACUAUUACACCAAGGUUGAAGGGGGUGGCUAGUUCCCCCCUUUCUAUGUCCUUUUUCUUCUCUAUUUACAGGAUGCUCCUUUUAUCCAGAGACACCAAGGGUUUGUAGCUUUGUCAAGCAGAGGCACUUACAGAAGCGGUUGCCUAAGCAGAGACGGCCCUCACGAGUUAAGACGUUUCUCACCUGGUUCCGAUGUUCUGUUUGGAUUGACGUUUCCCAUCCGGGAAUGCCUCUAAUCAUGUCCCUCUCCGUGGUCGGCUCCCCAGGUAGCCAGCCUGCUACAGAUCGAGGGCCCGCUGCCAGUUAGCCCCACGCCAGGGCUUCCUUCCUAUCAGUCCCUUGACCAUUAGAGGCCCGUCCUGACCAAACAAACAGGGCUUGGUUUUCUCAAGGCUCUUGGUUAUCCCUGGAACUUUAAAAUCCAAAGGGGUUCCUUCCCAAAGGGAGCUAGCUCCACUGAGAAACCUGUGUUUGGGAUGCUUAAAACCCGACUUCACAUUCCCACUUGGAGUCUACUCUCCUUGCAGAGCAGAGCCCUGUUCCUGCCCACGCCCAUGGAGGAUUACAGCUCUGCUUUUGGCUGUACCCAAUUAAUAUGUACUUUCUUCUGUAUUCAAAAGGCAAACCAGCAUCCAGGACCUGUGGUACAGGCUUCCUGCGUAUCUCGGGGAGACUCCAGGAGUGGUGCAAGUGGCCUGCUUUUAAAAAGCCCUCAGGAACUACCUCUACCUUCAGUUGUCAGUCCUAACCAACCCUCUCCGGGGAUGAAGAGGCCUCUUCUUUUCUCCCUGGAUUGACAGUCUAAUCUCAGUGCAGAUAUCCAUUGUAUUUCCAGCUGGCGUUGCUUCUCUGGCCAUAGAAGAGGAAGUAAAACUCCAGCCCAGCAGCCACUGAGGGAGUCCACAGUCAGUCCUCACACUACACUGGCUGAAUUCUCCCUUCUUUUCAGGUUUGGUGUAUGAUAUUUAAAGAAAAGAAAAAUGAAAUUCAGGUCCGGCCAUAGAAAAGACAAUGUUGAAUGUGGUACUAGGUGUGAAGAUUGCAAUUGUUUGUCCAAAAAAUUAGGAAAAAAAACUGUUUUGGGUUAGUUUGGUUGGUUUUUUUUUUUAAUUUUUAAAUUCAGAUGUUCCCCUCACACCCAGCCUGUUGGGUGAGAGUGUUUUGCUUCACUCUCUGUGGAUUAGAUGCUGGUUUCUGGGGUUUUAAGGAUGUGGCUGGAAUUCAGGCCCCUCCUUCCUCUCAUUUCCUUCCUGAAGAAGUAUCUCAAAUUCUCACAGGACAGUGGUUGCCUCAGAUACUAAAGGGCUCAGCCUGAUGGCUUUUGAUUUGGGACACUUCUCCAUCCCUUCUAGAAAUUAGCCUUGAUGCCUUCAGUAGAGCAGUUUUCUGUGAGAUCCCAUCUGCCCCCCCGGCCAAAUGCACAAACCCAGGAGAAAAUGGCAUGAUGAUUAUCCACCUUCAGCUUGGGUUUUUCACAUGACAUGACUGGAGCCUCUGGUCCACUGUGAAAACCACAGAACAAGAGAUUGCUGAGAUGUUUUUCAACUAUUCACCCCACCCUUAUUCACUUCCAUCUCUAUUGUGUAGCCAUGAGACAGGCUAACUACUGAAUUUUAACAUGGUCACUACAAGCAUGGAGAUGUUUUGUCUCUGGACCACUGCUCAAUUGGAUAUACUGUUUUAAACUAGUGACACCAGUCAGAGACAGGCACUAAAAACAAUUCUGAGCGAAUCUGUUUGAUCUUUUUAUCAAUGCUAAUUUUUCUGUAAACUGGGAAAGAAGGGCCCCUUGCCACUCUUGGCUUCCACAGUCCCCAACUUCUUGCUUUCAAAGCUUCUGGCUUGUAUUCUCCUGGGCUAAUCUUUUAAGGAGCUGGGAAAAAAUAAUUGGGAGGCAAAGACUCUGAGUGCACCUCUAAGGGGGAGUUGACAUGAAAAGCAAAUAAUUGUGGGACAUGCUGGAGGAAAGAGCAUGAGUGGAAAGAGCAAUAGAUCUCAAGUACCAACUGUCAGUUUAAAAUGCACAAAGGGGUUAUGACUAGAAACAGAUUAUUAAUGUUUACCUACUUGCUCAGAGCACAGAGAGCCUGUUUCUUGCAUGUGCCUAGGAAAAAUCAAGAUGGUCCUGUUGGGAUUUUUGAAAAGGAUGGAGAGAUUUGGGGUUUAAAACCAGAUCUGGCACCUGUACCUUCAUCUGGCAUUGGCUUGAGUGGUAUGUGGCAAUUUUGUAGUUAAAACCCUUAGAGGCCUGAAAAUGUUUUAACUGCACCAUGAAUGGAGAAGAGGAACACUGUAGGACUUGCAACUUUGGGAUGGGAGUGUGGUGGUGGAGAGAGGGAGAGUGAGAGAAAGUGUGUGUGUGUUUGUACAUGAACAAAAGAGAAAAGCUUCUAUUCAGCCACUAAAGUGAACCCAAACUACAAGUUUGAAUGUUAGAAUAUGUGCUCAUCAAUUUAAAAAAAUCACAUUUUGCGGUUGUUUUCUAUUGGCAUCCCAGCCAUGAGCUGUUCCUGCUUCCAAGCCAGAAAUCUGGGUGACCCAUAUGUGCUACUUAUGCAUUUGUUAAGCACUGAUUAGUCUGAAAACAUGAGGUGCUAAAUAUUCGAUUAACUUUCUCAUACCACCCUGGAGUGAUUAUAACAAUCUAAGCCACCCAAUUUAUCUAUAUCUUACUAUGUCUACUGUAUUUUGUGUAAAUGCAAUUUAAAACCUGUGUAAACUUUUAUUUUGUCUAUUGUGUGCUACAAGCCAUUUUCGAAAGGCACUGACUGAAUAAAGAAUAUUUCCUCUUGGACCUGA
Messenger RNA from Tachyglossus aculeatus (Australian echidna), 7982 nucleotides. RefSeq names its product collagen type XVIII alpha 1 chain (gene COL18A1). The record is from RefSeq and is a predicted model, not a curated record. The coding region runs from base 113 to 4720 and encodes 1535 amino acids. Lineage: Eukaryota; Metazoa; Chordata; Mammalia; Monotremata; Tachyglossidae. The transcript is spliced from 39 exons.